Callorhinus ursinus (northern fur seal) is the source of this 1839-nucleotide messenger RNA. RefSeq names its product chromobox 3 (gene CBX3). The record is from RefSeq and is a predicted model, not a curated record. Gene Ontology annotation, cellular component: nucleus. Lineage: Eukaryota; Metazoa; Chordata; Mammalia; Carnivora; Otariidae.
GCGGCUGCCCGGCGCGCAGCUCCCCAGCCCCCUCCUCCUCGGAUGUGGCUGGAGCUUGAGGCGCGCAGGGCCGGAGACGCCGCAGACCCGGGACCCGGAGCAGCUCGGAGGCGGUGAAUAAUAGCUCUUCAAGUCUGCAAUAAAAAAUGGCCUCCAAUAAAACUACAUUGCAAAAAAUGGGAAAGAAACAAAAUGGAAAGAGUAAAAAAGUAGAAGAGGCAGAGCCUGAAGAAUUUGUGGUGGAAAAAGUACUGGACCGACGUGUAGUGAAUGGGAAGGUGGAGUAUUUCCUGAAGUGGAAGGGAUUUACAGAUGCUGACAAUACUUGGGAACCUGAAGAAAAUUUAGAUUGUCCAGAGUUAAUUGAAGCAUUUCUUAAUUCUCAAAAAGCUGGUAAAGAAAAAGAUGGUACAAAAAGAAAAUCGUUAUCUGACAGUGAAUCUGAUGAUAGCAAAUCAAAGAAAAAAAGAGAUGCUGCUGAUAAACCAAGAGGCUUUGCCAGAGGUCUUGAUCCUGAACGAAUAAUUGGUGCCACGGACAGCAGUGGAGAAUUAAUGUUUCUCAUGAAGUGGAAAGAUUCAGAUGAGGCAGACUUGGUGCUGGCAAAAGAGGCAAAUAUGAAGUGUCCUCAGAUUGUAAUUGCUUUUUAUGAAGAGAGACUAACUUGGCAUUCUUGUCCAGAAGAUGAAGCUCAAUAAUUGUUUGCAUUGUUUUUUAUAUAUAUUUAUAUAUAUAUAUAAAAUCCGGGUCUUUGUUUUUUGAUUUAUUAGUGUGAAGAAAUAACAUUCUAAUGAAAAUCAAGUUCGAUAUGUUUGUUUUGAAGUAGUAUUGGGGGAGUUGUUGGGGUUUUUUUGCAUCUAUAGCACUGGUUACUUUGAACAAAUAAAAGCUUUCUGUAGUUGCUUCCUUUAUCAGAAAAAAAGUAUUUGAGACCAUGGUAUAUUAUCCCCCUGCAUUAGAGAACACCUUUUCUAAAUGUUGGGGGAAAUCUUCAUAGUCGUUACUCAGUCAGAAUUUGUGUUUAACUCCUAUAUGCCUAAGGACCAUUCUGGAUUUUUUAUUUAGGGGGUUUUUGUGUGUAUACUUAAAAUACAUACAUAAAUGGUUUUUGUUUUUUAACAUUCACCAAAACAAAAACAGCAUUUAUAACCAUGGAUAAGCCCGUGUUUCCGGGAUGCUAUCAUUUUCAGCAACUUAAGAAAUAAAUCACUUAAAGUUAAACUGAAGUUUUUCCUGAAGCCUUAACCUUUCAGAUUUUUAAAUUGGACAAUUUAAAAGCAGCCAUAUCAGAAUCCGUAUUCAUAUCUACAGUCAUAAAUGCAAGUUCAUUUGCAAGAUCCCUGAAAGGAAAAUUUUAUCACCACCAACAACCUCCCCACCCAAAUGACAAAACUAGACAAGUCCUGGUGUGUUUUAAUUAGGUAAGCAAAACUUAGUUAAAUGGACAUUUAAAGGUUCCUUCUAGUGAACCAUUCCUUUUCAAGAAGUUGAAAUCUCUGUGCUGUAUUGACUAAAAGGUCAUGAUUCAUGGAAUGUCUAAGACUUUGUUCAUGGAAACCUAAUCAUAAUCAGAUGGUUAGAGAUGUUGGCAAUUUAGCACCUGUUGGAAUAAAUGGGUGAACAGACUUGUAUAAUCCAAAUUCUUAACCUGCAUGUAUUUUCUUUACCCCAACUCGUUCCUGACAUGUAGGCUCAGUCUUCUCAGUAUUUGAGUUACUGGUUCAGCAGAAACCAGGAAAAACAGUAACUUUGUAGUCAGAAUGUUAUCCAACUGUAUAUUGUUUACUUUAUUGUAAAUACUGGUAAACAGUGGUCAAUAAAUAGUUUUAUAUUCCUUUA